AUGGCAGAUUUGAAGCCAGCGAUGAGUAAAAUGUUGGAAACUUGUCUUACGUUCGAUCCCAGUUUUUCCGACAGUCAAAAUUCUGCGUUGUUCCACUCAAAUCUUCCGGUUUAUUUGCUCGGCAAAACGUACAAAUCCAGAGAAGGUAUGUUCAUUUUUUAUUGCGUCAGUUUUCUUAUACAAAGGAUACAAGACCGUUUAAACAGUCGUUAUGGGCAUCCCAUGUUAAUGUGUUGCUGUUUCUGA
Molecule: messenger RNA, 246 nt
Organism: Gongylonema pulchrum
Lineage: Eukaryota; Metazoa; Nematoda; Chromadorea; Rhabditida; Gongylonematidae
Source: the annotation of a GenBank genome assembly